CCGAGCCUUUUUUUUUACCUUCCACCCUGCAGGGCCCCUGCAGUUUCCCAAGAGACCCUUCUCUAAAGGUACCCUCUCACCCCCUUGCCUUCUACCUGAGAGGGAGCACAGAACCAAAGAGCCACUUGAGUCAAGACUGCUCCAAAGGAGGGAGAGUGGAUCCCACCUGCUUUUCAUCUUUCUGCCCUGCAGCAGCAGGAUGCUGGAUGCCCUGUAUGAAUCAUUUUGGAGAACUGAAUACUGGAUCCCCCCUGGGUACACAUGGGAUGAUUUGGAAGAUUCAGAUGGCAUCACAUACCCUCAUCCCAAAGACCUGAUGGCAGUCAUUCCCCUGACAUUUGUCUUAAUAAUCAUUAGAUGUGGCACUGAGAGGUUCAUAGGGCUGCCCUUGUGUAGAGCCUUGGGUGUGCGUGACCCCAUCAGGAUGAAGGUUACUCCCAACCCCAUACUGGAGUCAUUUUUCCAGAGCCAGAGUAAGAAUCCCCAAAAGGAUGAGCUGAAUAACCUGGCCAGUCAGUCUAGCCUCUCUGUGAGGCAAGCUGAGUGCUGGUUUCGACGUCGCAGAAAUCAAGAGCGACCAUUAAUAAGCAAGAAAUUCUCUGAAGCUUGUUGGAAAUUUUUAUUUUACUCCAUUUCUUUCUCCGACGGCUUCUUCAUCUUCUACAAUAAAACCUGGUUUGGCCAGCCAGAGACAGUCUGGAUUGGAUACCCUAAGCAGCCUCUGCAACCUGCCAUAUACUGGUGGUAUCUCUUGGAAAUCAGCUUCUACUUCUCCUUGCUACUCACUUUGACCAAUGAUGUGAAGAGGAAGGACUUCAAGGAGCAAGUUAUACACCAUGUUGUUACUAUCACAUUGCUCUUCUUCUCCUAUUCUGCCAACUUUAUGCACAUUGGGGCCUUGGUGCUGCUGCUACAUGAUGUUUCAGAUAUCUUCAUGGAGGCUUGUAAGAUGUUAAUUUAUGCAAAAUGGAGUCAAGCUCGGGACAUAAUGUUCAUCCUCUUUGCUGUGGUGUUCUUCAUCAGCAGACUCAUUUUCUUCCCAAUCAAAGUCCUCUACAAUACUUACUAUACUUUCCUGACCAACUACAAGUAUUUCUUUGGAUACUAUUUUGCCAAUACUCUUCUGACAGUCCUGCAGAUUCUCAACAUCUUCUGGUUUUUCCUUAUUCUACGAAUGUUCUACAAGUUUUUAUCAAUGGGCCAGGUGAAGAAUGAUGUGAGAAGUGACAUAGAGGAGGAUGACAUGAGUGAUGAGCAUUCGACAGUGAGACAGCAGAGCAAUGGGAAAUCCCAGUCCAAUGAUGUUACAGAUCUUCGGGCCCGAGGAGUUCGGGGGUCUGCUCAAUUCGCCACUGAGCCUAUACCAGUGGCAUAAUAUAGUCUAGCCCAGUGAAGAUCCUUGGAUGAUUGGGCUCCUAAGUGCUUGAAAAGUGAGCCACCCUGGGAAAUGUCUCAGAUUCUGAUUGAACAUGGAAUCCAUAGAACUGUCUCCCUGUGUCUGUCCCUGUCAGAGAACUUUUACUGGUUCUCAUGGUGGAGGAGGAAGAAUGGAAUAUCUCUGCUAAAUAUUUUAUGGUAAAUUUAGUGAUCUUUCUUUUGAUCGGCCUUUUCCCCUGAACCAUUGUCCUUGGUCCUGGCUACUGAUGCCUGUCACUUAGAAGCACAGAGUGAAGGGGAGAGGUAUGAAGAAAGAACAGGAAGACCCCCUCAGAGGAAUCCCCUGGGGGCUGCCCAACAUCCUUAAGGAGAUCUUGAAGAAGAUGGCUACUCCCUGAGCCAAUGAGAGACUUGUAGGCCUGGGACUGGAGUGGGCUAACUAACUUUAGACUUGUCUUCCUAGCCCAGCAGGGAGUUGUCCCUGACAAAUCCUAAGGAAAAGAGAAGUCUAUUCAAGGUAGGGAUGAAUGUGUGGAACCUGGGUUCACCAGACCCAGAAAGUAAGCAAUAAAAUUUGAACAGUGCAGGACUUACUGUCGUUGAAUCCCUGAAUCCCAUCUUUUCUAGCUCAUUUCCUAUUUAGUUUUUAUCUUUAACAUUCUUCCUAUUUCCUCCAUGAUUGUCCUAGAAUCUCAGAACUGAGAGGGAACUUGUUGGGCAUUCAGUUGAAGCACUGUUUGAGUGGAUGAAGAUCCUUAGCAGCCCCAAUAAGUAGUCUUUCAACUUUUUCUUGAACACAAAGAUACCUUCUACAUUAGUAGCCCAUUCUGAUUAGCAAAUACAUUCCUAUAUUGAGGCCAAAUGUGCUUUUCUGAACUUCUCAUCACUACUCUUCAUGAGUAGUAAUGGGGAAGGAUAAAGAGCUAAAGUUAGGAAUAAGAAAGAUGGUUUGGGGACAUCACUUUUAGUCAGAUCAACCUUAGGAUGAAUCAAAAACUGAUUCCCCCAAGAAUCUGAAAGAGGUCAUACCAAAGUGUCUGAAGCAGAAUCUCCAUAAAAACUUCUUAAUCCAUCCAUCCUUUACACGCAAAUAGAUUGAUACACUCCAUGAUAUGGAUAUUCCCUCCAGUGUUAACAGAUUGCCUUCCAUCUAAUCGGCUCAUCUGGCACAACUUUUGUCAAAAUGGACUGAGAUAUGAAACUGGGGAAAAAAUUAAUUUCCAGGGAAAUCCUGUUGGAAAC
This is a messenger RNA of Sarcophilus harrisii (Tasmanian devil), 2619 nucleotides long. Its product is annotated as ceramide synthase 4-like. Gene Ontology annotation, biological process: ceramide biosynthetic process. Gene Ontology annotation, cellular component: membrane. NCBI's taxonomy places the organism in Eukaryota, Metazoa, Chordata, Mammalia, Dasyuromorphia, Dasyuridae. Gene Ontology annotation, molecular function: DNA binding; sphingosine N-acyltransferase activity. The coding region runs from base 200 to 1375 and encodes 391 amino acids. The record is from RefSeq and is a predicted model, not a curated record. The transcript is spliced from 11 exons.